AUGAGCUACCAGGGAUUUAUUGCGCCAGAAAAAAUUGUCCCUCCUGUAUACCGUGACAUAAAGUCACUUGACAGAAGUCUAUUUUCAUUGACCUUUGAUGUCUGGACAGUUCUGUUUCCUGAGGCUGCACAAAUGGGUAAUUUCAUUAAAUCAUUUAAACAGGAUACUGUGCAAAUCCCACGGCUGCCGUUUUUGUUCAAACUGUCUAAGUCAGAGAAUAAGCUCGAAGACUAUCCCAAAAAUCCAGAAUACAAGGCUGUUGCACUUAAUCAUAAAAUCCACUCGCUAGACGACAUAGAAAAAUACCUUUCGCCCGAGGCACGAAACUAUAUACAAGAGUGCGAUGGGAAGUUUUUCAAACACAGGUUCACGCUCGACUACGAUUUCUGGAGAGCAGAGGAAAUACUCCAGAGCACUCUUCCAGAAAACCUUUUGCAUGAGGUGCCGACCUCAUUUACCAAGACGGGCCAUGUUGCUCAUGUGAAUCUUAAGGAUGAAUACAAGCCAUACGACAGCCUCAUAGGACAGGUGAUUUUGGACAAAAAUCCAUACAUCAAGACUGUGGUGGACAAACAGGACACGAUUGAUACCGUUUUUCGGACGUUUAAAAUGAAGGUCAUUGCAGGCGAGGACAAUUUACUGGUGAAACAAAGAGAAAGUGAUUGUGUUUUCACGUUUGAUUUCUCCAAGGUAUACUGGAACUCGCGGCUUUCCACCGAGCACGGACGGCUAGUGAAAAUCUUCAACCCGGGAGAAGCUAUUUGCGACGUCAUGGCCGGUGUCGGGCCUUUUGCCGUGCCCGCUGGUAAAAAGCAGUGCAUAGUCUUUGCCAACGAUUUAAACCCAGAAAGCUAUAAAUACCUCAAGCUGAAUGUGAAAAUAAAUAAGGUCGACAGCUUUGUCAACUGUUUCAAUGAGGAUGGAAGAGAUUUUAUCAAAAACUCUCCAAAAUUGCUUGCGAGUUAUGCAGAAAAACACAAGAAGAUUGAAGUAUCCAAGCCAAAUGCGCGCGGAACAAAGAAACACAAGGUCACCAAGGUCGAAAUACCACGCUUCUUCUCACACUAUGUGAUGAACCUGCCGGACUCUGCCAUAACAUUUGUUGAUGCGUUCGUGGGUCUUUUUUCCAAUGCUUUUCCAGAACUGACGCGCACAGAGGUGAGCAGCCUGCCAGGAUACAAAUUACCGGUCAUCCACGUCCACCAUUUUGAGAAGUUUGCACCGACCGAAAGUCCAGAACCGACUGAGGAAGAAUUGCAGCACAGAAUUCACCAAAAAUUAGUGGACCUUCUGAAAUUUGAGAUUCCUUUUGAAAACCUCUCCUUCCACUACGUCAGGCUAGUGGCCCCAACCAAACCCAUGUUCUGUGUCUCUUUCACUUUACCAGAAGAAGUCGCGUUCGCCGCAGCAAAGAAAUAA
Ogataea parapolymorpha DL-1 is the source of this 1419-nucleotide messenger RNA. Its product is annotated as tRNA (guanine(37)-N1)-methyltransferase. The coding region runs from base 1 to 1419 and encodes 472 amino acids. NCBI's taxonomy places the organism in Eukaryota, Fungi, Ascomycota, Pichiomycetes, Pichiales, Pichiaceae. Gene Ontology annotation, biological process: mitochondrial tRNA methylation; tRNA N1-guanine methylation. Gene Ontology annotation, cellular component: mitochondrial matrix; cytoplasm. The record is from RefSeq and is a predicted model, not a curated record. The transcript has a single exon.